Messenger RNA from Pundamilia nyererei, 5941 nucleotides. RefSeq names its product phosphatidylinositol-4-phosphate 3-kinase, catalytic subunit type 2 beta (gene pik3c2b). NCBI's taxonomy places the organism in Eukaryota, Metazoa, Chordata, Actinopteri, Cichliformes, Cichlidae. Bases 507 to 5267 code for a protein of 1586 amino acids. Gene Ontology annotation, biological process: phosphatidylinositol-mediated signaling; phosphatidylinositol 3-kinase/protein kinase B signal transduction; cell migration. The record is from RefSeq and is a predicted model, not a curated record. The transcript is spliced from 32 exons. Gene Ontology annotation, cellular component: cytoplasm; plasma membrane; phosphatidylinositol 3-kinase complex. Gene Ontology annotation, molecular function: phosphatidylinositol binding; 1-phosphatidylinositol-4-phosphate 3-kinase activity; 1-phosphatidylinositol-3-kinase activity.
AUAUUACGUGUCAUAGCUCAGUGGGCUACAUACUGAACUCAGGCUGAGGGGCCUCGACCCCCGGGAGUCGUCCGCUGCAGUUAUUGAAUGAUGUGACGUCAUCUCCGCUUUAUUUUGGAAAGGUUUGGAAAGAGUGGUGCUCUCUGCGGCUUGACUGCGCAGGUCCGCAGCUGGCGGCAGAGACAGACGCAGAGUUCGUCGUUCCCGGCUGGAGCACCGCCGGAGCCGCCUGCUUUGUUCGCCACAGGCUGAGCGCGCGGAGCCGGUGCUCCGGUGUUUCCAGUGCUUAGAGGAAACCUCCGUAGUUGCGAGCGCAGAGCGUUAAUCUGCCGGGAGACCCGGCGGAGGGACCGGUGUGAUUUGUGGGACGGUACACGGUGUAAAAUGGCUCCCGGGCACCGCGAGCACCGACUCAGCUGAUCAGCAGCUCCAUGUGACGUCACUGCUUCUUCCAGCAGCGCUUCAACCGAGCUCUUCCUCCUCCUCCUCCUCUGCUGCGAGGUGGCAUGUCGGCGGCUCAGACCCAGAAGGAGAGCAGCGAGGCGGGCUGGGGCUGCCUGGAGGCUCUGGGUCUCAGUCAGAAGGAGAUCGUCCUGGCUGAGGCCCUGCAGAUGGAGUACGAUGCCCUGUCCAAACUCAGACAGGACAAGAGCGGAACGGGACCCAGCCAGACCGGCUCCAAGACCCCCAAUCCCUCCAUCGAGCGCCACCAGUCCACACCUUCCCCGCCGGGAGGAAACCUGCUGAUGGGCCUUUCCGGGUCCGAAUCCUCCCUGAACCAAGCGGGAGGGUCCCAGUCUCCACAGUCCACCCCAGCCAGGGCCCUCCCCCCUCAGGGCGGCUAUGUCAAGGAGUCCCCAUACAUCCUGGACAGUUCUGAAGUCUGCAAGUUCAGGGACGCUUCUGUGCCCAGCCUUGGGGACUCUCCCGGAUCCAGUUCAGGGUUUCUGCCAAAGGGUUUUCCCGCUCUUCCAGAUGACACCCCCCCCGCCAUCCCACCAAGAAACCCCAUCCCGCCACUGGCAGUGUCCGAGAACCCCUUCCUGCCCCCCCGACCCUCCACCGUGCCGCGGGACGUGAACCUGUUCAUGCCCAACGUGGAUCGGCCCAAAGUGACCUCCGGAGACCUGAACUAUGACACCAUCAACGACUCGCUGUCCCGACUAAAUGACAGCUGGCAAGGUCGGAGGGCCAACGGCGACCAAUCAGGCAAGCCCGUGGCCCGCAGCAAGACGCUGCCCCCUCAGGUGCCUCCCAGGACGUACGUAGCUGUUCCCAAGAGCAACAAGAACCAGCGUCCGGUCUCUGCAGACCCGGUGUCGCUGGGCGCUAGGAUGAACGGUUUCGGGUACGAGCUCUUCCAGGUGUCGGAGGAGCGUGACGAGGAGGUGGCAGCGUUCUGCCACACGCUGGAUGUGCUGCGCUCGGCGUACCCGUGCUGUGACCGCUCAAAGAACGCCGGCUUUGUGUGGUCGCCCUCCGUCGGCCACGAAGAGCUCCAUCAGGGCCUGGGGGUCAGUGUGAAGGUGACGGUCAUCAGUGAGCACUUCAGAGAGCCGCUCACCUUUACCUGUGACAGUAAGACGUCUGGUUUUUCCGUGAGGAUAGAAAUGUCUGACAGGAAGCAGUAUUGUGCCCUGUGUGUGUCUGACUGUGUGUGUCUUUCUGUGCGUCUCAGCACGCAGACUCUGGGUGGGCUCGAGUUCGUUCAGCAGUGUCUGAAGUUCGACUGGGAUGUCCGGCUGUGCCUCGUCAAGAGAUCGUCCAUCAGCAUCGAGCUGGCCCGCACGAAAGAUGACGAUGAGACGGCGUCCACCAUGAACCACAGCAUCCUGCUGCAGGAGCGUCCAAUCAAACAGACAGUCACCAGGGAGGCUCUGACCCUGCUGCUCGACACAUUUCACAACGAGGCCGAGUCCUUCCUGCUGUCAGAGGUGGAGCUGCCUCUGCAUGUGGAGCGCCUCGUCCAAUCCGUGAAGGCGCUCUGCAGCUCGUUGGCUGCCGUGGAGACGCCCGACGUGACCUCGGCCCUUAACCAGCUCCCAGCGUGCCCUUGUCGCCUGCAGCCCAAAGUCCUGAAGGAUGCAUCAGUGCUGGCUGUCAGGGAGAACAGAGAGAAAGUGGUGGAGAAGCUGACGGCGGCCAUCUUGGAUCUAGUGGAGCUGUACUGCAGCACAUUUAAUGCCAACUUCCACACGACGCCGCAGAGCCACUGCUGCACGGCGCCCAUCCAAGAGGCUGGCCUCAUCACCAACGUCCUCUCCUUCAACAUCUACGCCGCCCACCGCAUCCCCAUCACGUGGGCUGCCAGUUAUGAAUGCUUCUUCCUGUCCUGCUCUCUGACUCACGGAGGGGCGGAGCUUUGUGCGCCGCAGCACACCAGCAAGCAGUCGGUCAGCAAAUACCUGUUCCACCUGGUGGUCUGGGACCAGAGGGUGUGUUUCCCCGUGCAGAUCAAUCAGCUGCCCCGAGAGUCUCAGCUAACGGUGGUGCUGUACGCCAGCCCUCUGCCGCCCCCCGGAGGAGCUGAGGAGAAGGGGAAGCAGCGGCGCAGCAUCGAGGCGCUGGGCUGGGUCACCAUGCCGCUCUUCAACUUCAGACACGUGCUGACGUGUGGCAGGAAGUUGUUGGGUCUGUGGCCUUCAACCCCGGGGAGGAGCGGAAACGCCCGAACAAGUUCGCCCAACUUCAGCCAGCCAGACAGCGUCAUCCUACAGGUGGACUUCCCCACAUCAUCCUUCGAGGUGCGCUUCAGCACGCCGCCUCCUGCAGACUUCUGCCCUCAAUACAACUUCUCCAGACUGGACACCAUCAGCCAGAUACAGCUGCAGGACGUCCUGCACAAGAAGGCCUUCUUCUGGUUGACGGUGGAGGACAAGCGUCUGCUGUGGGAGAAGAAGGCCUUCUGUCAGGCUGAGAGCGCCGCGCUGCCUCUGGUUCUGGCCAGCGCCCCCUGCUGGGAGUGGGCGUGUCUGCCAGAAAUCUACGCCCUGCUGAGACAGUGGGCCUGCCUGGGUCACCUGGACGCCCUGGGCCUCCUCCAUGCCUCGUUCCCAGAUCAGGAGCUGAGGAGGACGGCGGUCCAGUGGAUGGAUUCCAUCUCCGACCCGGAGCUACUGGAUUUCCUGCCUCAGCUGGUGCAGGCUCUGAAGUACGAGUGUUACCUGGACAGCUCUCUGGUUCGUUUCCUCCUGCGGCGAGCCAUCGGGGACAUUCGCGUCGCUCACUACCUGUUCUGGCUGCUGAAGGAUAACCUCCAGGACAGUCAGUUCAGUGCUCGCUAUCAGCACCUCCUCGCUGCGCUGCUGUGCUGCGUUGGUCGGGGCCUCCGGGAGGAGUUUGACCGGCAGUGCUGGCUCAUCUCCAUCCUCGCCAGGGUGGCUCACAAAGUUCGAGAGGCGACGCCGUCCAGCAGACAGUGUGUCCUCAGAGACAGUCUGGAGGAGAUGAAGCAGUUCUUCUCGGUGAACAGCAGCUGCAGGCUUCCUCUGAACCCAGCACUGCUCGUCACCAGCAUCAACAUCCAGUCCUGCUCGUUCUUCAACUCCAACGCUGUCCCUCUGAAGUUGUCCUUCCAGAACCGGGACCCACUGGGAGACAACAUCAGUGUCAUCUUCAAGUCAGGAGACGACCUGAGGCAGGACAUGCUGACUCUGCAGAUGAUCCGCAUCAUGAACAAGAUCUGGAUCCAGGAGGGGUUGGACAUGAGGAUGGUCCUCUUUAAGUGCUUCUCCACGGGGAGGGGCCGAGGUAUGGUGGAGAUGAUUCCUCACGCUGAUACUCUGAGGAAGAUCCAGGUGGAACACGGUGUCACGGGAUCGUUCAAAGACCGCACUCUGGCCGACUGGCUGCAGAAACACAACCCCACUGACGAGCAGUACGAUAAGGCCGUGGAGAACUUCAUCUACUCAUGCGCCGGUUGCUGCGUGGCCACCUAUAUCCUGGGAAUCUGCGACCGCCACAACGACAACAUCAUGCUGAAGACGAGCGGGCACAUGUUCCACAUCGACUUCGGGAAGUUCCUGGGACACGCCCAGAUGUUCGGGAACAUCAAACGGGACCGCGCCCCCUUCGUCUUCACCUCUGACAUGGCUUAUGUCAUCAAUGGCGGCGACAAGCCGUCCAGCCGCUUCCACGACUUUGUGGAUCUGUGCUGCGAAGCAUACAACCUGAUCCGGAAACACACUCACCUGUUCCUCAACCUGCUGGGCCUGAUGUUGUCCUGUGGGAUCCCGGAGCUCUCCGACCUCGAUGACCUGAAGUAUGUCUAUGAUGCACUGAGACCUCACGAGUCUGAGGCUGACGCCACCAUGUACUUCACCAGGUUGAUCGAGUCCAGUCUGGGCAGCGUUGCCACCAAACUGAACUUCUUCAUCCACAAUCUGGCCCAGAUGAAGUUCACCUCGUCGGAGGAGCGCCCCACGCUGUCGUUCGCCCCCAGGUUCCACUCGGCAAAGAGCGACGGCAUCAUCAAGAACCUGUACAUCUGCAGACACAUCCGGACCGGCGGAAAGGGAUAUGCUUUUGUGGUGAAGGUGGAGCGUGAAGGUCAGCAGGAGGUGCAGCUGGUUCAGAGGACGUUUGAAGAGUUUCAGGAACUCCACAGCAAACUGAGGCUCAUCUUCCCCUCAUCCAAACUGCCCAGUUUCCCCAGUCGCUUUGUGAUUGGCCGUUCCCGCAGCGAGGCGAUGGCUGACAGGAGGAAGGACGAGCUGAACGGUUACGUGUGGCACUUGAUCCACGCCGCUCCGGAGGUCGCUCAGUGUGACCUGGUGUACACCUUCUUCCACCCGCUGCCCAGAGACGAGCGAUCAGGAACGACGGCGAGCAAACCAGCAGAGAUCUCGUGGUCUCCAGGUUCAGGAAAAGAGCUCGGCGAGGUCAAACUGUCCAUCUCCUACAAGAAUGAAAAACUCUUCAUCAUGGUGAUACACAUCCGAGGCCUGCAGCCCCUGCAGGAUGGGACUGACCCCGACCCCUACGUGAAGCUCUAUCUCCUCCCCGACCCUCAGAAGAUGAGCAAGAGGAAAACGAAGGCGGCGCGACGCACGUGCAACCCGACCUACAAUGAGAUGCUGGUGUACGAGCGGAUCCCACGGGGGGACCUGGACCAGAGGGUGAUCCACCUUCGGGUCCUGGGAGACGGCGCCUUCUGGGAGAACACGCUGCUGGGAGAGACCUUCAUCCCCCUGAAGAGGCUGGUCCCAGGUCAGCACUGGGUGGGCUGGCACAAACUGGGCCCCCCUGGCUCAGACUUCGCCCACUGAUGGACAGGAAACGGGAGGCAGCGGACUUAAAAGAAAGAAGAAGAAGAACUGCAGGCGUUCCUGCUGAGGGGGAACGGUGAAACAAAAAAAGGGAGAUCCUUUCAAAGUAAAAGCCUGCUCUGCGGGUGUCGUGCCACGCUGUUAGUUUAUAAGAGACUGAGUUUUACUUCAGUGAACGAGUUCCACUAACGAGCUCGCCCUGACCUUUGACCUGAGAGCGACUGAAGGAGUGGAUUCCUUUUUUAACAGACCUACAGGAGCUCAGACGUGCUCGAGCUGUUUCUUCUUCUUCUCCUCGGACCGCAGCAGGAAGUUUAACUGUGAAAAAGGAAACGAGGACAGAGGCGCGGUGAAGAAGACGAAGCAGGUUGAAGAGCGUGGGCAGCGCCGCUGAGAAGACUUUAGGUUAUUUUUUAUAGCGGGUUUGAUUUAUUUUUAAAGUGCGACUGACUGCCGGCUGCUUGCGUGCCUAUGUUUCAUUCCUGGUUUCUGAACCAUGUCAUUUCCUGUUUUUAGCUCAAUGACGGCGGGCGUUUUGUGAUCAGCUGAUUUUUGUGUUUGCGCUGUAAAUGAAUGCGAGGUUUUCACAAUGACUGCUUCACACGUUUAAAGACGAGAGAAAUCUGAAGAAUUUCAAAAUUCUGAAACACUGAAAUAAAAUUUUUAUUGUUGGA